GGUUUAUUAUAUACUAGUUUCUUAUUGACGGAAGGGAGAAGAAGACUUUAGACGCUACCUUCUUACACUUUCUCUGCUUUGCAUCUCUCAAAACAAGCAAUCUCCAGAUCCAAAUUCAAUCUCACUAUUAUCGUUGAAGAGAUUUGAAUAGAUGGAGUCAUCGUCGACGAGUCAACCUGAGUUUGACUACUUGUUUAAGUUGUUAUUGAUAGGGGAUUCGGGUGUGGGGAAGAGUACCUUGCUCUUGAGUUUCACUUCCGAUACCUUCGAGGACCUCUCUCCUACCAUUGGGGUGGAUUUUAAGGUGAAACACGUCACUCUUGGAGGUAAAAAGCUGAAGCUUGCGAUUUGGGACACUGCUGGACAGGAAAGAUUUAGAACGCUAACUAGUUCAUAUUACAGAGGAGCACAAGGGAUAAUAAUGGUGUAUGAUGUAACACGGCGAGAUACAUUCACAAAUCUUGCUGACGUAUGGGCUAAAGAAAUUGAUCUGUACUCAACAAAUCAGGACUGCAUCAAGAUGCUUGUUGGCAAUAAAGUUGAUAAGGAAAGUGAAAGAGUUGUCAGCAAAAAAGAGGGCAUUGACUUUGCUAGGGAAUAUGGAUGCCUUUACAUUGAGUGCAGUGCAAAAACGCGAGUCAACGUGGAACAAUGCUUUGAGGAGCUUGUCUUAAAGAUAUUGGACACACCGAGUCUCUUGGCUGAGGGUUCAUCUGGAGUGAAAAAGAACAUCUUUAAACAGAAUCCUCCUCAAAAUGGUGCUUCAGCUAGUAGUUGUUGCUCAUGUGAUGAUGUUCCUGCUAAUAUCUUUUUCUCCUGUUUCUGCUUUGCAUUUGUUGUGAUCGUUUUUAAAAAGGUUGUAAGGAAAUUUUGUUACGUGUCUUUUUAUCCUAAUAACAACCUGACGGACCCAUUCGCCGCUUCCUGCUCCUUUUCUCCGCCAGGUGGCGAUGCCGAGGCUGAGGCUCUUCCUCCUUCUCAACCAGCUGACGCACCGCAACUCCUACCUUCUAUCUUUGAACCACCACCACAGCAGCCGCCUCAGUCAGACGUUAUGAUAUCCUCUAGGAACCCCGACGCUCUCUUUAGCGGUGGAGGCAUCAGCUUUCUCACUGGAAGUCGAACUGGUAAAUUCAGCUAUGGAUAUUCCAGUUUCAAGGGCAAAAGGGCUUCAAUGGAGGAUUUCUAUGAAACAAGGAUAUCUGAAGUUGAUGGUCAGAUGGUUGCCUUCUUUGGUGUUUUUGAUGGUCAUGGAGGUUCAAGAACUGCCGAGUAUCUUAAAAACAACCUUUUCAAGAAUUUGAGUACACAUCCUGAAUUUAUCAAGGACACAAAGACAGCUAUAUUUGAAGCAUUUAAACAAACUGAUGAGGAUUACCUCGAUGAAGAGAAAGGCCAGCAAAGAGAUGCUGGUUCAACUGCGUCAACUGCUGUAUUAUUGGGUGACCGGCUGCUUGUUGCAAAUGUUGGCGAUUCUAGAGUGGUUGCCUGUAUAGCUGGAUCAGCUGUCCCUCUGUCUACUGAUCACAAGCCUGAUAGAUCUGAUGAACGCCAAAGGAUUGAAGAGGCUGGAGGUUUCAUCAUUUGGGCAGGGACCUGGCGUGUUGGUGGCGUUCUUGCUGUUUCUCGUGCAUUUGGCGAUAAACUACUUAAACCUUAUGUUGUUGCUGAGCCUGAAAUUCAGGAAGAAGAAAUUGGUGGUGUAGAUUUCAUAAUCAUUGCAAGUGAUGGGCUUUGGAAUGUCAUAUCUAAUAAGGAUGCUGUGGCCUUAGUGCAGGAUGUAACAGAUGCAGAAGCUGCAGCUAGAAAACUUAUAAACGAAGCUUAUGAACGAGGGAGCUCAGACAACAUUACCUGUGUUGUUGUGCGGUUUGACAGCUCGUGAACUUAUCGAGGUGUUGAAGACUACCGCAUGGAACAGAAGCAAGAAGAUAGGAAUUUCUAUGGAUGCAAAUUUGAGCUACCUUUGGGCAUUGUGGUAGUUGACUAGUACAAGGGAUUCCGAAUCAUCGGUUAUUGAGUGUUGUAUGUGUUUGACAUUUGGUUUGUUAUAAUUAUCUAGCAAUCAGCUCAUGUAAAAUUACUGAUGUAGCUUUGAGACAUUUGGAUGUUUCGAUACAAGCCGUAGAUAAUCAAAUUGUUUAGUAAUUGUUUUCUCCAUA
Molecule: messenger RNA, 2162 nt
Organism: Theobroma umbraticum
Lineage: Eukaryota; Viridiplantae; Streptophyta; Magnoliopsida; Malvales; Malvaceae
Product: Protein phosphatase 2C family protein
Biological process (GO): protein dephosphorylation
Molecular function (GO): cation binding; protein serine/threonine phosphatase activity
Source: RefSeq, a predicted model, not a curated record